Messenger RNA from Camellia sinensis, 1311 nucleotides. Its product is annotated as inositol oxygenase 1. Lineage: Eukaryota; Viridiplantae; Streptophyta; Magnoliopsida; Ericales; Theaceae. Gene Ontology annotation, cellular component: cytoplasm. Gene Ontology annotation, molecular function: iron ion binding; inositol oxygenase activity. Gene Ontology annotation, biological process: inositol catabolic process. The record is from RefSeq and is a predicted model, not a curated record.
GAAGUUUUCAGGGAAGGACUCGGAAGCUCUGAAUUCUCAGGGAAGGACUGUCCGGUCAUUAUAAAUACCAAAAAUCCUCCACAACAAUGUCACCACCCCAUAGAAGAAGACUUGUUGAUUUUCUCUCUUUUUUAGUUGAGUUUGUGAGAUUUUUGAAUUUGGGUUUUGAUUCAGGAUGACUAUCCUCAUUGAUCAACCUGACUUUGGAGUUGAGGCUCAUGAGGAACAUGAGGAACAGAAGAUCCCAAACAAUGAAAAUGAAUUGGUGUUGGAUGGUGGAUUUGUGGUGCCAGAGAUCAAUUCAUUUGGCCAAAACUUUAGGGAUUAUGAUGCAGAGAGUCUCAGGCAACAAGGGGUAGAGGAUUUUUACCGCGUCAAUCACAUCAACCAAACUUUCGACUUUGUGAAGAAGAUGAGAGAAAAGUAUGGGAAAGUGGACAAGGUGGAGAUGAGCAUAUGGGAAUGUUGUGAGCUUCUAAAUGAUGUUGUGGAUGAGAGUGACCCUGAUUUGGAUGAACCUCAAAUUGAGCACUUAUUGCAGACAGCCGAAGCUAUUAGGAAAGACUAUCCCAAUGAAGAUUGGCUUCACUUGACUGGCCUUAUCCAUGAUCUUGGGAAGGUUCUUCUUCUUCCUAGCUUUGGGGAGCUUCCUCAAUGGGCUGUUGUAGGUGACACAUUCCCAGUAGGCUGUGCUUUUGACGAAACAAUUGUCCAUCACAAGUACUUCAAAGAAAAUGCAGACUAUGACAAUCCAGCUUACAACACCAAAUUUGGAAUUUAUUCUGAGGGUUGUGGACUCAACAAUGUGAUGAUGUCAUGGGGCCAUGAUGACUACAUGUAUUUGGUGGCUAAGGAAAACCAUACAACUUUACCUUCAGCGGGCCUUUUCAUUAUCAGAUAUCACUCAUUUUAUGCUUUACAUAAGUCAGGAGCAUACAAACACUUGAUGAAUGAAGAAGACAUUGAGAAUCUAAAGUGGCUCCAAAUAUUUAACAAGUAUGACCUAUACAGUAAGAGCAAAGUCAGAAUCGAUGUCGAAAAAGUCAAGCCAUACUAUCUCUCUCUCAUUAAAAAGUACUUCCCUGAGAAGCUGAGAUGGUGAAAAUUUGGAGCUAUGGGUUGAUAAUUUUAGCGUGUGAAUGGUGAUGGAGACUUUUAGAUGCAUUUCUUUUUUUAGGGGUUUUUGUUUUGGUUUUUUGUUUUUGUUUGUGUGCUUCGAUGUUGACUACUACAUCGUGAAAUAAUAUUAUGUAUUUAUGGUUCUUUUGGAAUAAUAUAAUGGGGUAUUUGUGAAGAGGGUUAAAGUUCAAA